CCCGGGUGGCAGCGCAGGGCGAUGGAGUUAUCGGUGAGAGCCCGGCAGGGGCCGCGGCGUAUCCAAGGGAGCCCUUCCGCUGGUGCCCGGGGGCCGCUUCCUUCGCCUGCCCGCGAAAGCGGUCAGGAACUAUAUGAAUGCCCAAUGUGUCAUCUUGUUUGUACUGAUUACCCAGUUCUGCAGGAACAUGUUGAACUGCACUUGGAGGAAUGCAGCUUUUUAGAAGUAGGAAGACACUUGAGUGAUCUAGAAUUGGCACAGCAUCUCCAGAAUCAGGAAGACAGACAAAGAAGAGAAGAAGCAGUAAGACAAGAAAGAGAAGAUUUCCAAAAGCUACAGAGACAAUAUGGCAUGGAUGGCUCUGGAGGAUACAAGCAGCAGUCACUGAAGAACAUGGAAAAGGAAGUCGCUUUUGGAAAAAUGCAACCAUCUGAGUAUCACAAGAGAAAAGCUGAUAUGAUGGAAUCUCUGGCUUUUGGCAUUGAUGAUGGAAAGACAAAGACUUCAGGUAUUACAGAAGCACUGUGCCAGUACUAUCAAAAUGAAUGCAAAGACAUAAAACAUGUAUGGCUUUCUACCGGAGUGGAUCACUUCCAUUGUUCUUUAGGAGAUAAAGGCUGGGGUUGUGGCUAUAGGAACUUUCAAAUCCUGCUUUCUUCUCUCUUGAGAAACAGCACCUAUAAAGACUGCUUGAAAGAUAAUGCAUCAGUUCCUUGUAUUCCAAAAAUUCAGUCAUCAAUUGAAAAUGCCUGGAAAGAAGGCUUUGAUCCCCAGGGAGCUUCUCACUUCAACAGCAGAUUGCAGGGGACUAAGGCGUGGAUAGGAGCCUGUGAAAUUUAUUCACUCUUAACUUCUCUCAGGAUGAAGUGUCAAAUCAUUGACUUUCACCAGCCAACUGGCCCUUCAGGGACACACCCUCGUUUGUUUGAGUGGAUACAAAACUAUUACUCUUCAGACAAGGAAAACAGUGCAAAAGUUGUGUGCACCUCCAAGCCGCCAAUCUACCUUCAGCACCAAGGACAUAGUCGUACUGUUAUUGGAAUAGAAGAAAGGAAGAACAAGGCUUUGUGUCUACUCAUAUUCGAUCCAGGCUGCCCCACACAAGAAAUGCAAAAGCUCUUAAAAGGCAUUGAUGGGAACAGUCUCAGAUUGCUUCGAAGAUUUGUGGGCAGCUUAAAACAUAAACAGUACCAAAUAGUGGCCAUAGAUGGUGUGCUGUCCAUGGAGGAAAAAGCUGCUCGUAGGCAGGCUUCUCAGCACUUCACGGCUCAAAAGAUCCCUUGAAAUAAAAAAUCCUGAAGAAUACCAGAGAUAUCUUCUGCAAUCUUUUCAUUUUCAUGUGUUCAUAAAGACUCUGGAGCGAUGUACAUAUCUUCUUAAGCCUUUCAAAAUAAAUGUUUUUUGGGGUGGGGUGGGGGAAUGAAGUGUCUGGGUGUGAUCUCUCUAUGGUAACAGAUUAUGAAGAGGUGAGACAUCAUGUCCUUAAUCACCACAUAAUUACUGCAGAAUGUCUUUUUAAAUCUGGCUAGGUUGAGGGGGGGAAGAGUUCAAUCUACAUGAAAACUAAAAUGAUCUCUGCUACUUUCAGUGUUUGAAAGAAAAACUAUUCAUGCUAGAAUAGCACCAGUCCAAGGGGAAUUUUCCUAACUCUUAGAUUUCAGUAUCGCUCCCAUCAUUGAACGUGAUUACAUCUUAAUAGACAGAGGAACACGAAUUGUUUGAAGUCUUAUAGUUUUCAAGAAAAUUAUUUUGAAGCUAGCCUAGCAACAGCAGAGAUUGAACCCCCAUCCCCAUUGGCUGGCAUGAUUAUGGCAUCAGUGGGUUUCCCCCCCAGUAACUGAAUACAUGUGUGGCUUAUUUUAUUGGGUGGGUUGUUCUCUUCUCUGCCUUUGUUUUUGAUAAUUCUGCUGGAAUUAUCUACUGGAAUUAUCACCUGUCAGGAUUCCAAAUCUUGUCACUCUUAAGAUGAGAAAGUUUGAAGUCUUUUAGGUAGGAAGAGGAAGAACUUUUCCUCCACUUACUAUUAAUAAGCUGGAAUUCAGUGUGUCUAUCUCCUGCCUUUUAUGAUCAAACAACUGUCAUGAUUAAGGCCACAAAAAUGUCUUUGGUUGCAUAAGUCUUGGAAUGAUACUAUGAUAACGAUGAUUCAUAAAGGGAAAAAACCUUCAGCGUCAUACUGACCCCUAUCUCUCUUGAAUCAAAAUAUUUUGCAAUCUUUGGGGUAAAAAUAUAACAUGAAAUUAUAUCAGAAUAUAUCCAAACUGGUUUCAUCAUGACUGAUUUUUAUCAGAUAAUACAAAAGAAUAAUAGCCUUCCUUAAUAUAUGCCCCAACGAUUAAA
Messenger RNA from Elgaria multicarinata webbii, 2340 nucleotides. It is a transcript of the gene ZUP1, whose product is annotated as zinc finger containing ubiquitin peptidase 1. The transcript is spliced from 9 exons. The record is from RefSeq and is a predicted model, not a curated record. Bases 22 to 1284 code for a protein of 420 amino acids. NCBI's taxonomy places the organism in Eukaryota, Metazoa, Chordata, Lepidosauria, Squamata, Anguidae.